Talaromyces amestolkiae is the source of this 1065-nucleotide messenger RNA. RefSeq lists its product as uncharacterized. NCBI's taxonomy places the organism in Eukaryota, Fungi, Ascomycota, Eurotiomycetes, Eurotiales, Trichocomaceae. The coding region runs from base 1 to 1065 and encodes 354 amino acids. Gene Ontology annotation, molecular function: oxidoreductase activity; zinc ion binding. The transcript has 6 exons. The record is from RefSeq and is a predicted model, not a curated record.
AUGGGACUUCCAGAGAGAAUGAAAGCGGUCGUUUUCCACGGACCAUACAAAGUCGCCGUAGAAGAGCGGCCUGUACCCCAGAUUCAAGCUUCGACAGACGUUAUCGUCAAAGUUAGAUAUACCGCUCUUUGUGGAAGUGAGCUCCAUGUAUUCCGUGGCCAUCAAGCUUCCAAAACCGGCUUUAUCAUGGGCCAUGAGUUUACAGGCACUGUCGUUGAGAAGGGAGAUGAUGUGAAGACCUUGGCAGUCGGAGAUGUUAUUGUUAGUCCGUUUACUACUUCAUGUGGCACAUGCUUUUAUUGCAAGCAAGGGUUCUCCUCUCGCUGUGCGAAUUCUCUGCUCUUUGGCUGCCCUAUUCUAGACGGUGGUCAAGCUGAAUAUGCUAGGAUCCCUUACGCAGAUACCACAGUCUCCAAAGCCCCCGAAGGCAUUGACGAGAAACUUCUUGUCUUGAUGGCCGAUAUCUACCCCACUGGCUUUUUUGCAGCCAGCAACGGAUUCAAAGACUACACCAGAGAACAAGCCACAGAGUUGACCGUGGUCGUCAUUGGUUGCGGCCCGGUCGGUUUACUUGCCAUUAUCAAUGCUCUAGAGUAUAAACCAAAACACCUUUUGGCGGUAGACUCUGUGGAACCUCGUCUUGAGCUUGCUAAAAGCCUAGGUGCAGAGCCGUGGAACUUCGUGAAGGAUCGCGAGGGGUUGGAUAAGCGGGUUAAGGAAUUGACGGACGGCCGGGGAGCUGAUGUGGUUAUUGAAGUAGUGGGACUGAGUCCGGCUUUGCGAACGGCUUUUGAUCUUCUGCGUCCAUGGGGGACUAUCAGUAGUGUUGGAGUGCACAAUGCAGAGAUUCCAUGGUCUGGCAAUGAAGCAUAUGGCAAGAAUUUGAAACUUCAGAUGGGCCGAUGCCCUGUACGCUCAGUAUUCCCUCAAGCUUUGGAAGCAUUGAAGAGAAAUCAGCAUCUUUUAGGAUUCAUGGCGGAUAAGAUAAUGCCGCUCUCCGAAGCAGUCGAGGGGUACGACUUGUUCGACAAGAUGAAGGCGCAAAAAGUGAUCUUUGAAGCAUGA